GUGACCGUGUGGGACCUGGGGUGACAGCGCUGGCCCUGGCCGGGACGGGGGGUGACGGCCCUGCUGGGCACAGGGAGGCCCCGAUCGGCCUUGACAGGGCGCGAUCUUGCAUGUCAGGUUAAUUAGGCGGCAUCAUUUUCGGCAUAAUUGCGCAGAACAGGUCAGUAGAUAAUUAGUGACUUUUGGCCGCGUCUCACAGCUGCGGGCGGAUGUUGGGGGCGGGGGGAGGGACAGGAUAGUUUUUAAAAUCACAGCAGGAGCUUGGGGCUGGGCCCCGCCACCCCCUUGGCCCCCAGGCAGGUGUUUCCUGAUCUCCAUGGCUCCGGGAUUAAAAUCUGAACUAUUUCAUACCCUUUUGUCUUUUCAUAUAUAUAUUUGCGUCAUCCUCACAUAUACUCACUUUCUUCCCCCCAUAAGGCAUCUGGUGUAAGACACAGACUCAGAAUUUGAGAAGGUGCCCUGGAAGAAGUGGGCCUGUAUCACUCUGAGUGGCCCUGAAGACGUCUGUGUUCCAGAGCACAAAGGUCAGAGCAGCAGGACCCUUUCCCAGCUCAGCCGUGCCCUCGGCAGCCCGUGUAAGAGCCCAGACUGGUGUGUCCCCUUGAUCCUGCACUCCACUCCGAAGCUGUGGCACGCCAGUUUAUGGAUGCAGAGCUGCGCGGGGCAAGGGCAAACGCAGCCUGCGUGAGAAAACUAUGUCACACGUGCCUCUACGUAAAAGCAUGCAAGCAGGUAUUUACGGCGUACCUCAGGCAGGGUGCCUUCCCACCCUCCCUCUCCUCGCCCCCGCGCAGUCAUACCAGUCGGCCUGGCUCCCUGGAGGCACUGCGCCUCUCACCCCGCUGCGAACCUGCGCCUCCGUCCUGCUAAUGACAUGGCAGCCAAGCUGCCACGGGGACAACGUGACUCCAGAAGCUGCAACCUGGAAAAAAAAAAAAAGAAACCAACCAAACAGCCUUAAAUGUGCACAAUCAAGUGAUGAGUGUUUGUAUUUCUGAUGCUUUGAGGCCAGGUCACAACCCUCCCUCCACAUAAUAUUCAGGAUGUUUGGGAAGGGGUAUUUUUGUUUUAAUAGGGUGGCGUAGUCACAAAGCUUUAAAGAAAUAAAUGAGUGAAUCGUCUAUGAUAAUAGCAACAUACUACGAGCGGGGCACCGUGACGAAGUUCAAGUCUAUUUUUAAGCCUGCCUGGCAGCAUGUAGGUACAGACAGGAGUCCCUGACCCUUUCUGCUGUUCUGGAGCUAUGGACAUAGCCGAUGUCUCUGUCCCAGUUCAAUGUCAGAGUUCAUUUUGCUCCCUAACAAAUACUAUGGGAAGACAAAGAAGCCUCAAGCUGUUUUGAAGAUUGUGCAACGAUGCUUGGGAGCCUACCUGCGUUUGCUUGAGUGCUUCCCUCGCUCACAUUCACAGGAUGCAACAGGAAGGGAAAUACAGCCGAAUCAGACGGCCCUGGUAAUUGGACUCUCGAAUCCUUCGUAUGCCCUGGGGGUGAGUUAAUUCGUUCAGCCAAGGCGAUUUCAUGCCAGAAUGCAGUCUCCACACAAGAAGGACGAUUGCGCUGCCUAUGCCGCGCAUAUGCAUGGUGCCUGCCCGGCAGAUCGACUGCUGCGACAAAGAAGCAUGAGCCACUCCAAGCACAUGGGCAAGAUAAGGAAAAGGCUGGAGGAUAUCAAGAACCAGUCCCAGAAGUUGACAAAAGCAGAUUUCAGCCACAAUGAAAGCAUAAGGUUGGCCACCGACGCCUUCCUGGAUGGUGGGACAGACUCUUACCUGGAAACUUUAAGCAAAGAGGGCGAGGUAGAUUUCCUCUCCUCAGUGGAAGCUCAGUACAUCAAGGAUAACACCAGGGAGUCCUAUUACGCGCAGGAGUCCCUGGCUACCGAUGGGGUGGCUGCGCCAAAGCAGAAUGAUGCCAAGUCGCUCCCUUCAGGGACCUACUUCCCCACUGUCUCUGACAGCAGUGAGCCAGCUCUGCUGCACACAUGGAUUACAGCAGAGAAGCCCUAUUUAAAGGAAAAAUCCACCGCCACUGUGUAUUUCCAAACAGAGAAGAACAGCAACAUUAGAGACAUCAUACGCCGGUACAUCAACAAGACCACUCAGGUGCUAGCUAUCGUGAUGGAUGUGUUCACAGAUACUGAGAUUCUUUGUGACCUGCUGGAGGCAGCUAACAAGCGCAUGGUGUUUGUCUACCUGUUGCUUGAUCAUGGCAAUAUAAAUCUCUUCUCGGAGAUGUGCGACAAGUUGCAAAUUGCUGAAGAUCUCUUCAAGAAUAUUUCAGUCCGCAGUGUUACUGGAGAGGUUUACUGUGCCAAAUCAGGCAGGAAAUUUUCAGGACAAAUACAAGAAAAAUUUCUUAUCUCUGACUGGAGAUAUGUGCUCUCUGGAUCUUACAGCUUCACAUGGUUAUGUGGCCAGGUUCACCGCAACCUCCUCUCCAAGUUCACGGGUCAAGUUGUGGAGCUGUUUGAUGAAGAGUUCCGGCACCUUUACGCGCUGUCCAAGCCAGUGAGGGGACCGAAGUCUCCACCACGCACCAUGCCCUUCCUGUUCAGCAAGAGUUGGGCCCCCCAGCGCAGCCUCCCCGACAGCGAUGAGGGCAGCGCUAACACUCUUUCCGAUCCCUUCAGCAGCCGCUCAGCUGGCAGCACCCACAAGACCAAGCAGCCCCCAAGAACUCACAUAUUCAGCAGCAACUUCACCCCCCCGUCACCUCUCCAGAGAGUUAAUUCCUUCCACAGCUACGUCUCAUUCACACUCCCACCACCACAGAAGGCCAUCCACACUAGCUACUAUCAGCCGCACUACCUGGCCGAUAACUCCACGGUUCUGUAUAACAACAUGAACGUUUACAGACCUAUAAGACUUAGACAAGAGGAACCGAACAGGACAGGGUUAAGCUCACCCUGGAGAUGCCUCCACAAAGCUAACCUGUUUGCAUAAUAACCACCUUGUUUUGAAUUGCAAGUAAAUGUAGUGGGGACCUGUUUAGCAAUCGCUUGUGUACUGAUGAAUAUAGAAAUUCUGUAUAAUACAAAAUGAGGAUGAUUUCAAGCCUCUUGUUUUGUUUUGCUGCUUAUGGAUGCUUCGUUUCCCUAAUUAAAAAGCCAAGCCUGCUAACA
Messenger RNA from Phalacrocorax carbo (great cormorant), 3122 nucleotides. NCBI's taxonomy places the organism in Eukaryota, Metazoa, Chordata, Aves, Suliformes, Phalacrocoracidae. The record is from RefSeq and is a predicted model, not a curated record.